AUGGAUAUCCAAGAGAGAGCUGCUCUAAUUGCCUCCCGUCUUAAGGCCGCUACCUAUCCAGGAGAUAAGAAAAGUGCCUUGGAAGAAGCCUUGAAACUCACAGAAGAAGACACCUUAAUUGGCGGUACUUACUUCCUUGAUGUCUUAACUACACUGAUAAAAGACCCAGAAAUAGAAAAGACUCCUUUACUCUAUCAAAUACUCAACCAUAUCUUUACUAGUCCUAACGGUCUAGAGUUCAUGGAUAUCUUUUGCAAGAAAGAUAAUAUUCUUCCCCAGAUAAUAACUUACUUACUUUCACCAACUACAGAUGAGAUACCAGAGUUAAUGCAAACCAUUCGUACAAUUGCCAAACAAAAACAAAAACAACUUACUACUUAUCUAAUCUCAUCUCCUAAUCAAACCAAAGUUUUUGAAGAAGCAUUUUACGGCCGUGAAAUAGUCAUUGAUGUACUAGUUAUUCUCUUCAAAUCAUCCAAUACUCUUAAAAAGCUCCUUAUCUUUAAUGGUUUCUUAGAAGGUAUGCUUAAACUAUCUCAAACGGCUAAAGAAAGAGAAAUAAGUCGUAAGUCUUUACUAUCUAUAGCUGAGUUGCUUAAUAAUUCACCUGAAAGUAUCGAGUACUUUUUAGAACUUAGUUGGUCAACUUGGCUAGCUAAAAUGCUUAAACUUCAUCCCCACCAUACUUUAAAGAUCAUUUAUGUCUUAGCUGCCUUUCCUAAAUCUAAGUCUUUACUUGUCUCUUUCCUUCCUACACUUAUUGAUCUAAAUGAUCUCUUAUCUAUUUAUUUACUUACUACUAAUUCAUCUGAACUUCCUACUAGUCAUCUAAGUCUAACUCAACCACUUCUUAGCCAACUCCAUAAGCUGCUGACUAAAUCCCUUCUAUCUUCAUGUCCCAUGCGCUGGAAUUGUACCUUAGGUAUUUACACUAACUUAUCCCAUUAUAAUAUACUGAGUACUGGUCCUUCUACGUACUCCCUAGGUGAUCUACCCUUCUUAGCCCAACUCAUUGCUUCUCUACCAACUACUACUACUACCCAAGCAACCACCACAACUAACUCAACUAGUCCUACUCUUGAUGAGACAGAUUUAGCCCUCUUCCUCUACAAACUACCCCAAAUCACUACUACUAAACUCAAUUCAGCCCUUACUUACCUUAAAACAGCUGUUCUUCUUUUGCUUAAUCCUCAUCCUGAUCCUAUUAUCUCUAGUCCAGAUAUUCUCUUUGCCCUUCGUGAAAUACUUGAGAAUGAAGAAGUAGCUGCUCCUCUUAAAUCCCUCACUAGUUUCUGGCUUCUUCAAACUUAUCUCUAUCUCCACCGCCACAACGAAGCACAAAUUCAAUCUUCCGUAUUCAAAAACUUACCAAUUACUAUCACUCCUCCCGCCCAGGCCCUUAUUGCCGCACAAUUUACUUCCAUUCCCUCCAAUUGUACUACCCAACACUGCAAGCGCUGCUACUUUGCCGAAAUCUCAGCUACAUCCGCUGCUAUUCCCCCAUCUUUCCACUCUCUCGCCAACCCACUCUGGUUCCCAGCAGCCGCCAUUCCAUCUCUCCUCAGUACGUUCACUCAGUAUCUCACCCUCUCCAUUCCACCCCCAUUCAUUCCCCCGCCCUCUUCCACCACUACUACCACUCCUUCCACCACCACCACCCAAACCAAGACCACUCCACCUAACCCAACAAAACCCACUACAACACCAACCACCCCAACUAAACCCAAUACAACACCAACCAAUACAACCCCUCCCCACUCAACCCAGUCCAUCUUUGAUUUAUAA
This is a messenger RNA of Nematocida homosporus, 1785 nucleotides long. RefSeq lists its product as uncharacterized. The transcript has a single exon. Bases 1 to 1785 code for a protein of 594 amino acids. The record is from RefSeq and is a predicted model, not a curated record. Lineage: Eukaryota; Fungi; Microsporidia.